CCUUAGCUCCCUCUCUCUAGCUAAUCCAAGAGGAAGCCACAAAAAUUUUAAAAAAUAACGAAGUUGGGUCAGCUUCGAGGUUGGAUCGUAAAAGUUAAAAACGCAAAAAUGGUGCGCGUGCUAGAGGAGGAGAAGGAGCAUUUGCGAGCCAAGCUGGGGCAGUUUAAGGGGAUGUUUGAUGGGAUCAGGCAGAAGAGUUUGAUCGUCGACACUAAUGGUGCUGACGACGAUCCCAUCUCCAGGAGCCAGGCUUCCAGCCCCCUGCCCGUUCCCAAUGACCAGCAGCCAGCCCCGCCUGUUGAGCAACGGACUGAGGCUGUUAAGCCUAACGAUGCCCCCCCUCCUCCUCAGCCGAGAGGGCCGCCUUCAGAUUUGGAUAUGAUGAAGGAAAAGUUUGCGAAGUUGCUUCUAGGAGAGGAUAUGUCCGGUGGUGGAAAAGGCGUCUCGUCUGCUCUAGCUUUGUCGAAUGCUAUUACGAACUUGGCAGCCUCUGCAUUUGGAGAGCAAAAGAAAUUGGAGCCAAUGGCACCAGAAACAAAGGCAAGGUGGAAAAAGGAGAUUGAUUGGCUCUUAUCUGUCACAGAUCAUAUUGUUGAAUUUGUUCCUUCUAAACAAAAGGCUAAAGAUGGUAGCAACAUGGAGAUCAUGAUAACAAGACAGAGAACUGACCUUCACAUGAAUAUUCCUGCCUUGAAGAAGCUCGAUGGCAUGCUCCUUGACUGCCUUGACAACUUCAAGGACCAGAACGAGUUCUACUACGAGAAGGGACCUAGCAACAACGAAAAAUGGUGGAUCCCGACGCCAAAGGUUCCUCCAAACGGCCUGUCUGAGGUUACACGGAAAUGGCUGCAGUAUCAGAAGGAUUCCGUGAACCAAGUUCUGAAAGCAGCGAUGGCCAUAAACGCACAGGUUUUGACGGAGAUGGAGAUCCCCGAGAGCUACAUUGAAGCUCUUCCUAAGAACGGGAGAGCGAGCCUGGGGGAUGCAAUGUACAAGAGCAUCACGGACGAAUUCUUUGACCCGGACGUGUUCCUCCAGUCGGUGGACCUGUCAUCGGAGCACAAGAUCCUUGACCUGAAGAACAAGAUUGAGGCAUCGGUGGUGAUCUGGGAGAGGAAGAUGAAUGCCAAGGACAGCAAGCCGGCUUGGGGGUCGGCUGUGAGCAUGGAGAAGAGAGAGAUCUUCGAAGAUAGAGCAGAGACAAUCCUGCUCAUUCUCAAGCAUAGAUUCCCAGGAAUCCCUCAAUCUGAUCUAGACAUAAACAAGAUCCAAUACAACAGAAACGUGGGGCACGCCAUUCUCGAGAGCUACUCAAGAAUCAUCGAGAGCCUGGCCUUCACCGUGCUCUCGAGAAUAGACCAUGUCAUGCUCAUCGACUCCCAAGCGUCCGGGGACCAAGUGAAGAAGCCCUUCACCCCACCCAAGUCGGACGCAGACACCCCUACCUCGAAGCCCACGCUGCUCGAUUUCAUGGGCUGGGAGAACGGGGAGCCCGACCCCAACAAGGACGAACCUCCUCCUCCUCCUAUCAAGCCAACCAUCAUUGCUACAAACAAGAGAUUCUUAGAGAAGCUUGAGAACUUGAGUGGCCUAAGAAGUCCAUCCUUACGCCAUUAGUACUCACAAAUGCCAACAUCAUUUAUGUAUGUAUAUAUCAAAUUAUCAUAACUAAUCAAACUUCUAGUUUUUCACCUUUUUAGGACAACACAAAUACAUACUUCAACUCUGGAUUUGAUGUAGUAGUAUUAGAAAUGCAAGCAACUCGCUCUACACAAGAA
This is a messenger RNA of Salvia hispanica, 1778 nucleotides long. RefSeq names its product rop guanine nucleotide exchange factor 12-like. The record is from RefSeq and is a predicted model, not a curated record. NCBI's taxonomy places the organism in Eukaryota, Viridiplantae, Streptophyta, Magnoliopsida, Lamiales, Lamiaceae. Gene Ontology annotation, molecular function: guanyl-nucleotide exchange factor activity.